Messenger RNA from Aspergillus caelatus, 2060 nucleotides. RefSeq lists its product as uncharacterized. Gene Ontology annotation, molecular function: phosphoric diester hydrolase activity. The transcript has 2 exons. The record is from RefSeq and is a predicted model, not a curated record. Lineage: Eukaryota; Fungi; Ascomycota; Eurotiomycetes; Eurotiales; Aspergillaceae. Bases 329 to 1825 code for a protein of 498 amino acids. Gene Ontology annotation, biological process: lipid metabolic process.
ACCUCACCUUCAGUAUUUACCAGGUUCCCCUCAGGGUCUAGGCACUCCACCUGAAUCAACAGCUGCAGAUCUUAGCGAAUGAGAGCCUCUUAUCCUACCAACAGCUGACUCUUACCCGCUGCGCAACUGCUCUAAAAUCUGCCGGUGGGAUAUGGGCGAUGGUGGAAAGAUCUGCCGAUGUUCCUGACCCAAUGACGAUAUCCAACACCGCACAUGUUGGGUUGGGUCGUGGAGAAGACUUCGUGAAGGAAAAGAGUACCUACGAGACUUGACCCUUCAUUAUCUUUACAGCUGCGGGAUCGCCAUCGGCAAAGCCCUAUGGCCAAGAAUGUCGUCCCCUUUCCACUCCCCACUUGCCUCCUCGAACUCCACCCGCAUUGCUACUCCUCACGCAAACAACUGCCCUUUUGACAGUUAUCGCGCUAGUGAAGGUGCAGAGCCUAAGGCAGGCUUAAAAGAAUUAAAAUUGUCUGUGAAAGAGUCUGUGGGCGAUGAAGGGAAUGGGCAGGGCUUGACUGGUCCCACCCGGUUGGAGACUUUACCUGCAUGGAGAUGUGGACUGGCCGCGACCUCUCCUUUCACUGCGUCCGAAGAUAAAGAAUCUGAUGAUGUACUGCCAUUGCUCGCCAACUCGAGUCGUACUCCAAACUGUUCUCGGAGACGGUGUAGGAGACCUAAGCUAGCCCGCUGCGUGUUAUUCCCUCUCCUAGGAUUCUUCAUCAUGCUAGGUAUCAUUCAGUUCAUUAUUAUCGCCUGUGGCAUUGUCAUAACGUUCUUCUCGGAUGACCUCGACCGUUUGUCAGUUCUUCGUUGGCAACACGAGGAAAGAUUGGGCGCGAACGUCUCCCAUUGGCCCACGGACUUUACCAGAGAUAUCAUCCCAGUUGGAUGCCACUCACACAAUGACUAUUGGCGGCCAGUUCCCCUGUUUUCUGCUAUACAGGCGGGGUGUAUUGGCGUGGAAGCCGACGUAUGGCUUUUCGACGACGAACUAUACGUGGGCCAUACCACUUCGUCGCUGACACAGCAGCGCACGCUGAGGAGCUUGUACAUUGAUCCCCUAAUAAGGUUACUCGAGAAACAAAACCCAACUUCCAAACUCCACCCUACUGUAGAUCAGUCAUUACAGGGAGUUUUCGACACUGACCCAUCCCAGAGCCUUAUCCUACUCAUUGAUUUCAAGACUGACGGAGAUGCGACAUGGAAUACAGUCGUCGAGCAGUUGUCACCCCUCCGCGGGCGUGGCUAUCUUACCCACUUUAAUGGUACUGGCGUGGUCAAAGGCCCUAUCACAGUUGUGGGAACGGGCAAUACCCCCUUCAACCUGGUGGCGGCGAACACUACUUAUCGAGACAUCUUCUUCGAUGCUCCUUUAGAGAAAUUGGCUGAGGACUAUGACAUGGAUAAUGUUGAGAGUCAAGGUUUCGAUGAUCACAUUCCAGAGGAUGCAGGAGGGAUGACAGACCGGUCUAACGAGAAUGUCGGUCAGGGCCUCUCGGGCUUAUCCGGUGACGAGAUCGGCCCUGGCACGUUCAACUGGACCAACAGUUACUAUGCAUCUGUUUCUUUUAGGAAGUCGAUCGGCUUUCCUUGGUUGUUCUACCUCAGUGAUCGACAAAUCGACAAGAUUAAAGUGCAGAUCCAGGGAGCCCACCAGCGCGGACUCAAAGUUCGGUAUUGGGAGUUGCCUAGCUGGCCUCGGAGUUUGAGGAAUCAUAUCUGGACUGUUCUGGUUCGCGAAGGGGUUGAUAUUCUCAACGUUGACGAUCUGCAGAGUGCCACUAAACAGGACUGGAGACCCAAAUUCUCUGAUUGGUGGCACUAACUUGCGUUGCUGCUGCCUGCAAUCUGCAUAUAAAUUAGGUGUGGCUGUACAGUCAAACAAGCCCAAUAUGCACCAUGCACCAUGCACCAUGCUAGGCAGUGAAGUUUUACCACUUUUUCGACGGUGUUGAGGUUCCUUUUGAGUAGAUAUCCUACGAGUUGUCGUAUUGUUUCCUUAGAAUUUUGUGUUACUUUUACCAGUUCCUAUUUUAGAUCAACGCAAUAUGAUUGAUGCG